UGCCAGAGUUCAAAGUAAACGUCAUCCUAAGUUGAAGGAUCCUGGGAGUUUCACAAUUCCUUUGUCUCUUGGAAAACAAGAAGUUGGUAGAGCCUUGUGUGAUUUAGGGGCCAGUAUAAAUUUGAUGACAUCCUCUUUGUUCAAGCAACUCAGAUUGGGGGCGCUUAGACCUACAACAAUCACUUUACAACUAGCAGAUAGGUCACUAGUCAUGCUCGAAGGAAUUAUUGAGGAUGUGUUAGUUCGAGUGGGAAAGUUUAUUCUUCCUACUAAUUUUAUUGUUCUUAAUUACGAGGCAGAUGAGGAAGUGCCCAUUAUUUUGGGGGGAGCAUUCUUAGCUACUGGUGGAACAAUUAUUGAUGUGAGAGCAGGGAAGUAA
Molecule: messenger RNA, 379 nt
Organism: Nicotiana tabacum (common tobacco)
Lineage: Eukaryota; Viridiplantae; Streptophyta; Magnoliopsida; Solanales; Solanaceae
Source: RefSeq, a predicted model, not a curated record